UCCAGUGUUGCCACAAACAUUUUUUGUUCAGAAAAAGAAAAAGAAGUGACUUACAGAAAACAGAAAUGGAUCCCCUUUUCUUAGCUUACAGCUAUUACAGGAGAAAGAAGUAUGAACAGUGUGCAGAAAUAUGUACUCAAUUACUGGAGAAAAAUCCUUACGAUCAGGCUGCCUGGACUUUAAAGACCAGAGCACUGACAGGACAAGUCUAUGUGGAUGAGGUGGAUGUGGAUGAGGAAGGGAUAGCUGAGAUGGUGAUGGAUGACAACACUAUAGCCCAGGUAUCCAGACCCGGGACAUCACUGAAACAGCCAGGGACAGGACGAGGGGCACCCAGCCAAGGGGUCAGGCCUAUGUCACAGUCUGGGCGUCCACUGUCAGGCUUUGUGAGGCCCAGCACACAAGGAGGCAGACCGGGCACCAUGGAGAAGGCUAUCAUGACCCCCAGAACAGCCCACACUGCCCGCCCGGUCACCAGUGCUUCAGGUCGCUAUGUCAGGCUGGGAACUGCAUCUAUGCUUUCAACACCAGAUGGACCUUUUAUUAACCUGGCCAGACUUAAUUUUACAAAGUACUCAGCAAGACCUAAUUUAGCCAAAGCUCUGUUUGAAUACAUAUUCCACCAUGAAAAUGAUGUUCGAAAUGCCCUAGAACUUGCAGCAUUAGCUACUGAAGCUUGUCAGUUCAAAGAUUGGUGGUGGAAAGUCCAGCUGGCCAAGUGUUAUUACAGGCUAGGAAUGUACAGGGAUGCUGAGAAGCAGUUGAAGUCAGCCCUGAAGCAGCAGGAUCAUGUAGACACGUACCUGUAUUUAUGUAAGGUGUAUUGUCGACUUGAUCAACCCCUGACAGCCAUAGAAGUCUUCAAACAGGGACUAGAGAAGUUCCAAGGGGAGACCACUCUAAUGACAGGGAUUGCCAGAAUUUAUGAGGGGAUGAAUGAUAUGGACAAUGCAGUAAAGUUUUAUAAAGAUGUACUUAAUUAUGACAGUAUGUAUGUGGAGGCCAUAGCCUGUAUAGCUACAAACCACUUCUACACAGACCAGCCCGAGGUGGCACUCAAAUUUUACAGACGCUUGCUGCAGAUGGGGGUAUAUAAUGCUGAACUCUUCAAUAACCUUGGUUUAUGCUGCUUCUAUGCUCAGCAGUAUGAUAUGACCUUGACCUGUUUUGAGCGGGCGCUGUCUUUAGCAGAGGAAGUAACUUUAUCAGAAGUAUGGUACAAUAUCGGACAUGUAGCUUUGGGUAUUGGAGACAUGACAUUAGCCUACCAAGCCUUUAGACUGACCUUAGCCAAUAACAAUGAUCACGCAGAAGCAUAUAAUAACCUGGGUGUCUUAGAACUAAGAAAGGGUCAUGUAGAAAUGGCUCGAGCGUUUUUCCAGGCCGCCCUCAGUCUGGCCCCUCACAUGUAUGAACCCCAUUAUAACUGGGCCGCUCUGGCUGAUCAGCUUGGAGACCUACAGAGCAGUUACAAUGCUGCCAAGAGAGCAGUAGAGGCGUUCCAAAAUCAUGUGGAUUCUAAAGAACUUCUUAAACAGCUUAAACAUCACUUCUCUCUUCUCUAGAAGUGUUUUAUUUUACUUGAGACUUUGUGGACAAUAUGGAGACUGACACUGUCCAUAUAUAUAAAGUCAAAAAGACAACUUUUUUUCCCUGUGAUAAUUGUAAAAGUGCAUAUGAGA
Molecule: messenger RNA, 1682 nt
Organism: Saccostrea cuccullata (small rock oyster)
Lineage: Eukaryota; Metazoa; Mollusca; Bivalvia; Ostreida; Ostreidae
Product: tetratricopeptide repeat protein 8-like
Exons: 11
Coding region: 66-1565 (499 amino acids)
Biological process (GO): non-motile cilium assembly
Cellular component (GO): ciliary basal body; BBSome; non-motile cilium
Molecular function (GO): protein binding
Source: RefSeq, a predicted model, not a curated record